This is a messenger RNA of Candidozyma duobushaemuli, 3369 nucleotides long. RefSeq names its product E3 ubiquitin-protein ligase (gene UBR1). Lineage: Eukaryota; Fungi; Ascomycota; Pichiomycetes; Serinales; Metschnikowiaceae. The record is from RefSeq and is a predicted model, not a curated record. Bases 1 to 3369 code for a protein of 1122 amino acids. Gene Ontology annotation, molecular function: ubiquitin protein ligase activity; zinc ion binding. Gene Ontology annotation, cellular component: ubiquitin ligase complex; cytoplasm. The transcript has 4 exons. Gene Ontology annotation, biological process: ubiquitin-dependent protein catabolic process via the N-end rule pathway; protein ubiquitination.
AUGGAUGAUCUAAAGAGGUUUCUUGUUGAGCUAUCGCCGCACUUUUGCUACAAGGAUAAUAGACAAGUAAAGGUCAAUGUAUAUAAAGCCUUCUAUUGGGCUAUAACUGGUGAGGGCAAAUACUUUAGCGAGCUCUUCACUGGGAGUGUCGAGGAUCACGCCGAAAUUUUGGGUGGCUUCAAAUGGAACCCAACAGAACAUCUAUCGAAAAAGCCGUUCUUUGUGAAUACUGGAAUUGGAGAAUACAGCCAUCCGAAACAGCAGAUCUGUGGCUACACUUUCAAAGAAGGUGAUGCCAUUUACAGAUGCGCAGAAUGUGGUUAUGAUGACACAUGUGUCAUCUGUGGCCACUGCUUCAAUAAGGAAGAUCAUGUUAACCACAAUGUUUCCCUAUAUUACGCCGGAUCCGGCAACGAGGGCAUGUGUGAUUGUGGUGACGACACCGCAUUCAAGAGUCAACUUGAUUGUGCGUGUCAAGGAACUUUGGAUGUUGAGACAAACUUCAGAGAAUACAUCCAUGACGCGCUUCAUAUUGCAUUCGAUUAUGUGCUCGACGUCACGAACUUUUCCAUCUCCUCUCUUCCAUUUGUGCAUGACAAUCUCGAAAACCGUGGUCAACGAGUGUUUGAUACGCGUCAAUUAUCCGACUUCGGUGCGUUACCGUUCCAUAAGUAUGGAUCAGUGGAUGAGAAUACAUAUGACUCCUGGUAUCUCGUCCUAUGGAAUGAUGAAAACCACAACUACGAUGAAGCUCAAACUGCUAUUCGAGCAGCAACAGGGCUUUCUAUCUCAGCUGCGGAGAAAAUUGCACGGCUCAUCAAUGCAUCGGGCAGAGCAGUGCUAAAGGAAGAGACCGAACCUAGGGCUUUGUUAAGCUCACAAAAGCUGGCAGAGGCAGACGGAUUGGUCUGCACAAUCAUGUCACGGCGUGACUAUGUUCGUGAAAUGAUUGUUGGAGCAAUCUUAAACUGGGUUUGUGACAUCAUCACAUUCUCUUCCAAUAGUGCCUUCCGUGAAGAAUGCAAAAAGCAGCUCGGCAUAUUGCUACUCAAGCCUAACUAUGAGUUCUCCAAAUCUUUGUCUUCAGAGAUGUUCCCGAGUUCAAUCACACAGUUGGCGGAUCAAUGUUUCAGAUGUGGUCUUGUGGUCGAUGGAGUGCUUGACGAUAUAACCAAUGCGAGAGUUCUUGAGAAAAAAAGUUUAGGAAGGCUUUUGGGACCCGUUUGCUGGUUGAUUGAACACUUUGCCAGUCUUAAGAAUUCCACAAAUGGCCUUUUAAACAUAAAGGAGAUUGUCUACGAUGUGAGGAGCAAAAGAGAAAAGUCAUCAAUUGAAAAAGCAAUUGGCUCGUCCAUCAAUGAUAUAACUUACAUAUUCGCCAAGAAUGAUUCUUCAGACAUUUUAUCUUGCAUUUCGAGCGACGAUUCAUUCUAUUGGCUUCUCACAUUGAUGAAGUUUUACCAAGGAUCACUACCUAUCACGAGGAAGGUUGGCGAACACGUCUCACAGGAACUGUUGAAAGAUGUGCUUAUCUUUCUACAAAGAUCCGUUCCGAUAUAUUUCAUCACCAAAUGCGCUACACUCGCAGAUCCUUCAGUCGGAGUGUCAGAUGUGCUCAAGAGGUUUUUCGCACUUUAUAACAAACACAUGGGAAGCACUUCCCUCAAACCCAAGUCAAAAGUCAGUGUGAACCCAAUUUCAUUGAUAAACCCAAUCAAUGCGUUUGCUUCCCGUUUGAUUCAAGCUACUCCGGUUAGCGACUUAGCGGAAAUUAUCAGCUCUCAUGAUCUAGCUUUAUUGCACUUGGCUGAUAUUUCCUUGAAAAGCAUUGUUUUGAAUUCACAAGUCAAAAUUGGUCUUUGGAUUAGGAAUGGCUCCUCUGUCUCUCGUCAGGCGUCAUAUUACAGCGAAUAUUCUUUAAAAGAGUUAUCCUACUUCAGGGACAUGCAAUAUAUUCAAGCUGCUGGUGUUUACUCGUUGGGUGAAAUGGCCUACUCCCGGGACUUGCAUAUAUUACAAACUGCAUUGGUUUUUGGGAAUUCACGAGAUGUUCUUGAGAUGAUCAUUGACCUCUGGGAGUUUGAGGACUGGUAUAGUGGGGAAGUUGGCUCUGAGCUAACUGUAUACGAAGAUCGAUUUGGUUACGCAUGUGAGCAGCUCAUCAAGGUAUUAUAUCACAUCUUUACCGACCGAUCGCUAUUUCAAACACAGCAGCUGGAGAAAGGUCCAGAUAUGUUCAUCCGAAGAAUUUGUUAUUCUCUCUGUGAUAAACCAAAAUCUUUUAGUGAUUUGAUCACAGAGUUUGACGGAGAUGAUAUAGAUGUUGGUGUCUUCGAAAGCCAUUUGCAAAAGUGUGCACUUUUGCAAAGUCCGUCAGGAAUAACUGACUCUGGUGUUUACAGACUCAGGCCUGAAUAUUAUGAGCAACUAGACCCUUUAAGCUCGUGCGUUGAUCUGAGUAGGUUUGAGUCUGUUGCUGAGUCUUUAAUCAAAAACCUAUCUAAGUCGAGAAAGAUCAAGGAAAACGAAGUUGUCCUAGAACCCAAGUUUGUUCGAGCUAGCUGUGAACGAGUUAAUGAGAAACUUCUGAGCUUUUUCACGACUAGGGAAUUUGCAAAACUCAUGUAUAAGCUCAUGCGAGAAUCGAUAGACUCAGGUCAGGAGAUUUACAUUCAACAGUUGUUACACUUUCUACACGCAAUCCUUGUGGAUGUGCAGUCUAGUGAAACGAUGAAGAAGCAUCUUGAUACUUACAUCGACAUACCCAUAUGCGAUCUACUCCUUACCAUUGCGGAGUCAUCUAUGUCUAGUGCUGUGACAGUGAAAGCAGAUUACUUGCUAACAAAGCUCAUAGAUAUGGAUGAUCGGCAUCUGGACAAACCCGCUGAGCCUCACGAUAUUGCAGAAUCCUCAAUUUUCACUGAAGUCAUUAUGAAAUAUCUUAAUGGCUACGGACCUGCCCUAGACUAUAUUCAAAAAGGUUACGUGAAGCUAAUUGUUGUUCUGAGUUUCGAGUUGAUGAACAUUCUAAAAUCCAAUUGUUUUAACUUUGCCAAAAAUCAAGCUUUCUACAAGAGUUACGAUGAUCACAUUGAAGCUGAUUUCCGAUCCUACUUUGGAAGCCUCUUUGAAAGCUUCGAAGAUGGAAUCGAUACGAUACACGUCGAGCGAGAGAAACUCAUAGCAUUUUUCCUCGACUCAUUGACACAAAUCGCAUCUGUCUACUUGCGGCAGUGCUCAAUUUUCUGGGAUCUUCUUACUGCUAUCCAGUCCGAGAACGGUUACGAAAGGAAUUUACCUACAUUUGAUGAAAUCUUCGAGGGCGAUGAGGACGAGUUUUUGGAAGACUUCAUGAUCCCAAGUGAUUGA